Messenger RNA from Engraulis encrasicolus (European anchovy), 1207 nucleotides. It is a transcript of the gene wnt2, whose product is annotated as wingless-type MMTV integration site family member 2. Gene Ontology annotation, cellular component: extracellular region. The record is from RefSeq and is a predicted model, not a curated record. The transcript has 5 exons. NCBI's taxonomy places the organism in Eukaryota, Metazoa, Chordata, Actinopteri, Clupeiformes, Engraulidae. The coding region runs from base 155 to 1207 and encodes 350 amino acids. Gene Ontology annotation, molecular function: frizzled binding; cytokine activity. Gene Ontology annotation, biological process: canonical Wnt signaling pathway; neuron differentiation; cell fate commitment.
UUCAUUUGUAUGCGAUUCGGCUGAAUAGUUGCGAGUGCGCUUACGCAUUGUGCAGCUGUCAUUUUUAAUGCCGUUCUUUUUGUCUUUACGCAUGGAAGUCCCCGAAACUGUGCCUGAACCAAUGAGUAAGCCUUAACGAUCAAACAUUUGUAAUAUGAACUUACUGCCAAGUGGGAUAUGUUUCUCUCUGUGUGUGACAAUCUUCUGGUUUGCAUCAGAGGUGGACGCUUCUUGGUGGCACAUGGGUACCCUGGGCUCGCAAGUGAUGUGUGACAACAUCCCCGGACUAGUUAGCAAGCAGCGCCAGUUGUGUCGCCAGCAUCCUAAAAUAAUGCAGGCGAUUGGGGUCGGAGUGAAAGAGUGGCUUGGUGAAUGCCAGCAUCAGUUUCAGAACCAUCGCUGGAAUUGCAACACUCUGGCUCGGGACCAUAACGUUUUCGGGAAACUUCUCCAUCGAAGUAGUCGUGAGGCGGCCUUUGUGUAUGCGAUCUCCUCUGCGGGCGUGGUGUACACGCUGACGCGGGCCUGCAGCCAGGGGGAGCUGGACUCGUGCUCGUGCGACCCCACUAAGAAGGGCUCCUACUCGGACGCCAUGGGCAGCUUCGACUGGGGCGGCUGCAGCGACCACGUGGACUACGCCAUCAAGUUCACGCAGGCCUUCGUAGACGCCAAGGAGAAGAAGGAGAGGGAUGCACGUGCACUCAUGAACCUUCAUAACAACAGAGCGGGACGCAAGGCGAUAAAGCGCUUCAUGAAGUUGGAAUGUAAGUGUCAUGGCGUGAGUGGCUCCUGUAGCGUGCGCACCUGUUGGCUGGCGAUGGCGGACCUGAGGCAGACGGGGGACUACCUGCGGAAGAAGUACAACGGCGCUGUGCAGGUGGUCAUGAACCAGUACGGCACCGGCUUCACCCAGGCCCUACGGAGACUCAAGAGGCCCACCAAGAACGACCUGGUCUACUUCGAAGACUCCCCCGAUUACUGCAUACGGGACUACGAAUCCGGUUCGGCGGGCACAGGUGGGCGUGUGUGCAACAGGACGUCUCGCGGCGCCGACAGCUGCGAGGUCAUGUGCUGUGGGCGUGGCUACGACACGUCGCGCGUCAGCCGCACCACCAAGUGCGAGUGCAAGUUCCACUGGUGCUGCGCCGUGCACUGCCGCGACUGCCACGAGGAGGUCGACAUCCACACCUGCAAAGGCCCUUCGUGA